UUUUCGUUGUCAAAUCGCUCAUCUGUCAUGGAAUUUCGUGGUGUCCAAACAAAGUGGGCGAGCUCGUAAAGUGGUUGUUUGGCGAAACAACGUAUCGGGCGGUAUUAUUUCUGCAUUCUUCAUUUUAUUUGUCGGGUUUUUAAGUUACAGUGCGUAUGAAUGUCUUUCCGAAUCGUACACUAAAUCGGUCAAGCUCAAGCGAUUCAAGCGGCGCGGACGAAACGACGGCUUUAAUGGACGGACACAUCAGUGAUUCACACAUUCGCCAGCCAGAACGGGGCAUUGAAGGCUUAGGAGGCGGAAAUGAUCAGAGAAAGGGUCGUGCAAGGGUAACAACCGAUCCUAAUUAUGGGACAAUAAACGACAGCUCCGGUACCGACAUACCAGGUGUGCACAUACGACCAAAUGCAGAGGCAACAAGAAGUGCAGCCAACGGCCCAGCUAGGCGUAGACGUGUUCCACCCAAUGAGAAUGGCGGGCCACCAAACGAGGACGAUGAAUGGCUGGAAGGCGAGGAGGAAGUUCUUAAGUAUGGAGCCCAACAUGUCAUAAAGCUUUUCGCGCCAGUUUCCCUGUGCAUGCUUGUCGUAGUCGCCACAAUUAAUGCAGUUAGCUUCUAUUCAACCAAAGAUGUUUAUUUCCUUUAUACUCCGUUUCAUGAACUCUCACCGGAUCCGGGCACGAAAAUUUGGAAUGCACUCGCAAAUUCAAUGAUUUUGAUGGUUGUAAUUGUACUUAUGACGAUAUUGUUGAUUGUACUCUACAAGAAACGAUGCUAUAAGGUCAUUCAUGGAUGGUUGAUCCUGUCGUCAUUUAUGUUGCUAUUUAUUUUCAGUUAUUUAUACUUGGAAGAGCUACUAAGAGCGUACAAUAUUCCACUCGACUAUCCCACGGCAAUAUUCCUUAUGUGGAAUUUCGGGGUUGUAGGAAUGAUGUCCAUUCACUGGCAUGGUCCCUUAAGACUCCAGCAGGCGUAUUUAAUAUUUGUUGCAGCGUUGAUGGCCUUGGUAUUUAUAAAAUACCUACCAGAAUGGACUGCAUGGGCUGUGCUUGGAGUGAUUUCAAUAUGGGAUCUUAUCGCUGUACUUUCGCCGAAGGGUCCUUUGCGAAUCUUGGUAGAAACAGCUCAGGAGCGGAACGAACCAAUAUUCCCAGCGUUGAUUUAUUCAUCUACCAUUCUGUACUCUUAUAUGGGAACAAAUCUACCAAAUGAAAUCACGCACUCGGCAGCAAAUCACAGUGCAGGAAAUCGUUUGCCCGCUACAGGUAAUAUGCCUCUAAACAGUGCGGCAAAUGCAGAAGGUACGCCUCUUGUGACCUUUAGUUCACAGAUAAAUGAUGCAAAUGCCGGAUUCACACAAGAAUGGUCGUCAGGAUCCAACCAAAGAGUUGCUCGAAGACAAAUUGAAGUUCAAGCUAACAACACUGGAAACAGCAAUCGAUCAACGGAAUAUCGCACUAUUACAACUGACCCAGAACAAAGUGGUUCAGCAAAUCCCCGACAACAGACCGUACAACAAAUGGAGGAGGAAGAAAAGGGCAUAAAGCUUGGUCUUGGUGAUUUCAUCUUCUACUCAGUGCUCGUCGGCAAGGCGUCGAGUUAUGGCGAUUGGAAUACGACAAUUGCAUGCUUCGUCGCUAUUUUGAUAGGAUUGUGUCUAACGCUUCUCCUGCUUGCAAUUUGCCGCAAAGCGUUGCCUGCACUUCCAAUCUCUAUUACGUUUGGAUUGAUAUUCUGCUUCGCUACGAGUGCUGUGGUCAAACCGUUCAUGGAAAAUCUUUCGGCCCAACAAAUAUUUAUAUGAAAUUUAAUCAAGUUGCAAUGAAAACAUAGAUCGUGAUGAAAUCGGAUGGCGUUACUCUCUAGAUUUAUUAAAAAAGAAAAGACUAAAGGAUAAUUUUUGUAAAGUAUCAUUACAUAAUGGGAUAAAACUAGAACAAGCUGAUAUUUUCUUUUCAUUUAGAAGGUGCGAUUGUUAAUCAAUCGCUUAGAUUAAAAAUUAUUAUUGUAUUGAAUUUUAAUUCGAGAUAUUUAAUAAUAAUUAAUAUUUAUAUAUUAAA
Hermetia illucens (black soldier fly) is the source of this 2061-nucleotide messenger RNA. RefSeq names its product presenilin homolog (gene Psn). Bases 156 to 1805 code for a protein of 549 amino acids. Gene Ontology annotation, cellular component: ciliary rootlet; growth cone; Z disc. Lineage: Eukaryota; Metazoa; Arthropoda; Insecta; Diptera; Stratiomyidae. The record is from RefSeq and is a predicted model, not a curated record. The transcript has 8 exons. Gene Ontology annotation, molecular function: aspartic endopeptidase activity, intramembrane cleaving. Gene Ontology annotation, biological process: amyloid-beta metabolic process; membrane protein ectodomain proteolysis; Notch receptor processing.